Varroa destructor (honeybee mite) is the source of this 2546-nucleotide messenger RNA. RefSeq lists its product as uncharacterized. Gene Ontology annotation, cellular component: nucleus. The record is from RefSeq and is a predicted model, not a curated record. Lineage: Eukaryota; Metazoa; Arthropoda; Arachnida; Mesostigmata; Varroidae. Gene Ontology annotation, molecular function: polyubiquitin modification-dependent protein binding; metalloendopeptidase activity; single-stranded DNA binding. Gene Ontology annotation, biological process: DNA repair.
CUGUUCGUGUUGACUGGUGACGGUAGCAUUCAAGUACAUGCGAAUACAAAGUGAUUGCAAUCUUGGAGGUCAUGUAACCGUGUUGAACAUAAUUGGUCGAAAGCUGUAGGAGUUCGUGCUUAAUGUGCUAUGAGUCUCUACGACCGCCUUAAAAUUAGGAGGUUUUCAUAAACAAAAUCUUGACUCUGAUGGAAGAUGCCAGUAUGGAUCAGGAAGAGCAGGACCGCUUGUGUGCCCAGGCUCUUCAAUGGGAAGAAUGCAAUCGGGCUAUGCUCAACGAUGCAGAAGGUUUGAGUACCCACACAACGAAUUUUCGACGCUUCGAGACGUCAAUAUACGACCUUGAAGAAGAUCGGAAGUUUGCUGAGAAACUCCAGCGCGAGGAAGAAAACGAAUACUUGGCCUUCCGUACUGAGAAACCAGAGAAAAGGGAUCCUCAGCAUGUGGCAGAAUUUCGAGCGCUGAUUGAAAAGCAUAAGUGGCUUUCGCUUGUCGAUCCCCAGUGGGAAGUAAUCGAUCCAACACCGGACAUACACGCCAUGUUUCAGGUAUUUGACGAUAUGUUUUUCAAUAGUUCAUUGAGAUUCUGUACCGUCAGUUGGAGUCCCAGAAUGACAUCAUGUGCCGGCUUGUGCUGCUUUCAGAAAGGCCAGUGCUCAAUUCGGCUAUCAAAACCUCUACUAACAUUGCGACCCCGGUCCGAUUUAGUAGAAACUCUUUUGCAUGAAAUGAUUCAUGCGUAUAUAAUGCUUAGCGGGAAAUCACGAUCCGAAGGACGCGAUGGACAUGGUCCGGAAUUCCAUAAAAAAAUGCACCGAAUUAAUCAGCUGGCCAAAUGCAAUAUUACGGUUUACCAUUCGUUUCACGAUGAGGUGCGUCACUACAAGGUUCACCAUUGGCGUUGCGAUGGACCGUGUAGGAACAAGCAUCCUUUCUUUGGUUGGGUACAACGGUCACAAAAUCGUGCGCCGUCGAAAAACGAUUUUUGGUGGGCCAAUCAUCAACGCCAGUGCGGUGGAACCUUCGUAAAAGUUGCCGGGCCCGAAAUGCAAGAGGGUGACGGAUCUAAAAAUCGUAAACGCAAACAGCCCUUCGGUAAGAUUGGCGGGGACGUAUCUGGCCCACUGAGCAAAAUGCUCAAAAAGACUAUGAUAGGUACUAGAACUUCGACCUCACUUACAGUUUCUUCAACCACUACUAAGGUUCAGAGUGAUCUGUUCCAGCCGAGCACUUUAAAGGCGAACUCAUCAAAGAUUACUGGACUUUCUGGCUUUACAGACAGUCAUAUCAAUCAAUCGAGCCAAUCAAGUCGUAACAACAACUUUUUCAAACCGCUUAUCUCAACCGUACCGAAAAGCUUCGUACCUUUCCAGGGCACCGGUAACGUACUUGGCUCUAUUAAUACAUCUGGGACUUCGCAAGCUACCGAUCAAAGGCUUGGGCAUUCUAAAAUUCCUGGAACGUCAAAGCAUAACGAUCACAGUCUUGGUCGUAUGAACAUGGCUGUAGUAAAUGAUAAAUCACUCAGUGCCAGUACAUCAAAGAUCAGAAAAACCAUACACACUCCUCCACUUCGACAGACAACGUUAGAUUGGCUUCGCUCAAACAAGCUCGGGACAGCGUCAACAUUAAGCGAAGGAACAAAAACCACGAAAACGCCUUCUUUUGCUGACCAGCUUCGGGGUCGGAAACUUAUAGAGGAACUGUUCAGUAGUGACGAAGAAGCGACCGAAUCUGACCUGAAAGCUGGCUUCUCCUCUGCUGCCCAGGAACGUCCACUGACAAAUUUACCACAAAAUGCAGCUCCGAUAGUGAUUGUCGAUAGAGAUAAUGAUAGCUGCACCAAUAUUUCCGAUCACGUCGCCAAUUUAUUCCAUGAAGUUAAUUGUCCCGUGUGCUUGAAAAAAGUUUCCGAAAAAGAUAUCAACACACAUCUCGAUGCUUGCCUUGACCAGUGAUAAAUAACUAUAAGGCCAUGCCAUAAAGUACCUAUCCAAUUGAAUGAGCUAUCUUUGUACAUAAAAUAGAUAGCUAAGUGAAUUACCGAAGAGAUGUGCAUACAGUGUGCAUAGGUUCUUGAAUUACGUAUGCACGUCGAUGCGUGGCACAAAUUAACAUUCGUGGGGUCCUUGAUAGGUCUAACAUAUGUUUUCCGGGACAAAUAAAAAAGAGUAAUAAAACAAAUUUAUUUGGUGACUGUGUGACCUGUACAAUUAUAUCUUUAUAUCACUUUUACGUUUCUAGGCUUGUAAAUCUUAUCAACUUCCGCAAAACGCCACAUCGGAUUGUUCGAAAAAGUUAAAAUGCUAGAAUAGUAUUAAAGGAUCGAUGACAAAUAUGAGCGGAACUAUGAACGUUACCCAAGGCAUAUUCAAAUAAAAUAAGCAUUUUGCACAACUGAACGUCUUUGAUAUAACAUAAUUCGGGGAAGUUAUUGGUAUUAAUAAGUGUAAACAACUUGUAAACUGUCUUGUAGUUUGUCUGUGUCGCUGAUCGCAUGGUUGCAUUCGAUAUGAUUUUUUUGACUUACUGUUGGCUGCAUUUAG